Messenger RNA from Silurus meridionalis, 1779 nucleotides. It is a transcript of the gene aimp2, whose product is annotated as aminoacyl tRNA synthetase complex interacting multifunctional protein 2. Gene Ontology annotation, cellular component: aminoacyl-tRNA synthetase multienzyme complex. The transcript has 4 exons. NCBI's taxonomy places the organism in Eukaryota, Metazoa, Chordata, Actinopteri, Siluriformes, Siluridae. The record is from RefSeq and is a predicted model, not a curated record. The coding region runs from base 299 to 1255 and encodes 318 amino acids.
UUAUUAAUAUUAUUAAGUAAGUUCUAUAUACACAGAUUUAAAUGGUCAUAAAGGAAGCCCAAUAUCUCUUAAUUCGAGGCUGAAUUAUAAAUGCAUGAAUUACAAAACAGAACCUGUCAAACAACUCGCCUCAUCUGAAUAGACUUUUACUUUCGGAGGAAGUGACGUCACAGAUAUUCAGCUUUUUUUCCGUUCGAGAUUUGGUCCUGCAGAAGCAGUAGUGAAUUCGAUCAAAACCCCAUAGCAUUAGUUUGCUCUCGGAUUUGUGUUCGUAUUCAGUUUUCUGGAGUCAGACAUCAUGCCCAUGUACAAGGUAAAGCCCAUAUGUCCGGGGGAUAUAAAGAUUGAUUUACCGACGUGCAUGUACAAGUUACCGAAUAUCCACGCGCAGCCCGGAAGCAGCUGUGCCGAACACGCGCUUCAGAAUGGCGAAGUGGAUCCUGCCCUCAAAGCUCUGGAGGUUCGCCAGGACGAGAUCAUGCGGAAGCUGUAUGAGCUGAAAGCAGCAGUGGAUGGCCUGGCAAAGACAGUCACUACUCCAGAUGCUGACAUGGAUGUUUCAACUCUGUCACAGACCACUACAGCGUCCUCCUUUACAGGCACGGCAGAUCUGGAUGCUCUUCUCGGAAAGGAUCCAGGUGCUCUGAGGGACAUCGUGAUCAAUGCCAACCCUGCCAGCCCACCACUUUCUCUGUUGGUGCUGCACGGGCUUCUGUGCCAGAGUUACCGUGUGCUCUCCUCUGUGCACACGCAUUCGUCCAUCUCCAGUGUCCCCCCUCAACUGCUUACAUGCUUAGGGCCACGCCAUGCUGAGAGCUAUAGCCGUCAACAGUUCCAGCUGGGUUUUACACUUAUAUGGAAAGAUGUGCCAAAAGUACAGAUGAAGUACAGCACACAGAGUAUGUGCCCCAUUGAAGGCGAGGCCAAUGUGGCACGCUUCCUGUUCCGGCUGCUGGGGCUUGAGCCGAAGGAUCCAAUUGUUGCCACACAGUUGGACAGCUGGGUGGAUACAGCCUUCUUUCAGUUGGCAGAGGGGGGCAGUAAGGAGCGGGCUGCUGUGCUGCGUUCACUCAACAGUGCUCUGGGCCGCUCGGCUUGGCUACUGGGCCAUGAGCCCUCAUUAGCCGACAUUGUAUGUGCGUGUUGCAUCCUUCGAGAAGGCCAGGCCUUGUCCACUCCUGCCAAUGUGCAGCGCUGGCUCCAGGCUUGCAGGAACCUUGAGCACUUCCACUGCAUCGCCCCUUUGCUGCUGUGAAUAAGUCUCCUACAAUGGGUUUAAGAUUAAGAUGAAAGGUGAAAGUAAAAUAAAGAGCAAAUGUCAUAAUAUUCUACAUGGAAUUUUUCACACUAAAGGUGCAUCAGUGAUUGAUAGAGCUCAGAUCUGCCCAGUUAUUUUCUUUUUCUUACAACAAACCUCAGAGCAGGUGAGCUUCAAAUGAAAGCCUGUCCAUACACAGUACUAUAUGAAUAUUUAUGUAUUCUGGUCAUUAUAAUAAAUGUAUAAGAAACCAGACCACUGUCUUAUUCACAGUGCUUUUAUAGCAUUGAGCUGGCAUUUCUGAAAGUGAAUUCUGGGUGUGAAUGCUGUCUCCUGCCACAUGGUGCCUAACAUGAUACUGUAGUGUGAGUACUAUGUUAAUGCUAAAUCUUAUUUCGUGUUGAUGAGUGAUUCCCGAUGUGAUACAGAGGACCUACUGGAAGUGUAUAAGACUUAUGGCAGAUACUUUGUAACGUCUUUUUCUUAAAGCCUAUUAAAGAUUUUCACACUGGGAAAACUUA